GAUGUUUACCUGUUUUUGCAGAUGCCCUACCCCAAGUGUUAAAAUGUACCACAGACAGCAGCAGGUUUGUGAGCCUGUCAGCCUGCAGACUUCUCGCCUCGGCUCUGGUCCUUUCCUGCAGUUUCACAGACCCACCUGUCACCACGGCAACACAGCAUCCGGCCAGCCCCAACCCACCUGUCACCACGGCAACACAGCAUCCAUCCAGCCCCAACCCACCUGUCACCAUGGCAACACAGCAUAUGACAGCCCUGGCCAGUUCAAUAGCAACAAUUUUGUCCUACCUUGAUGAUCAGUUAAACAGCACUGUCCCAGAAUGCACAGCAGCAGGGUUAAAGGUGAUUGCAGAGGUGUGGAGGUUGAAUUCAGGACAACAACUGACCUCUGACCCUGUGAGGAAAUGUCAGCUGACCUGUGACCCCAUGAGGAGAUGGUUCCCCCUGCUGAGGUCAGACAGCCAGGAGGUCAGAAAAGCUGCACAGGAUGUUCUACAGGCAGUUCUGCACCAGGACAGCAGCACAGCUGAUGCUGUUCCUGACCUUGAGACAUUGCUGUCUCUGCCUGCUGUUCUUGCUGACCUGAGGGAGGUUGGACAGUUCACAGCUGUGCUUUGUGUUCCCCCACCCCUGCCAAGGAGCUUUCCCCAGGAUUACUAUCAUAGUCUGCUGCAGCAAAUCCUGCAGCCCCUGCAGCAAACCCUGCAGCCACAGCAGCAAACCCUGCAGCCACAGCAGCAAAUCCUGCAACCCCUGCAGCAAGCCCUACAGCCACAGCAGCAAACCCUACAGCUACAGCAGCAGGCUCUUCAACCAGGGCAGUCCCGCACAGCCGUGGUGUCUGCUGUCUGCUGCAGUCUGUCUGCGCUGGAGACCUUCAUCACCAAGGGGUGUAUUUGUGGCGAUCAGCAACAGGUAGCACAGGUGUUGACUCAACUGGCAGGUGUUGUAUCAGCAUCAGCUGGAACAGGUGCGCCAGAUGCAGCUGCCCUGCUGAAAGGGAACCCGCGUGUCAUCAAGGCAGCAGCUCAGACUCUGAUGUGCCUUGUCACACACACAGAUGUUGGUUCGGACCCCGUCCUGAAGGAAGUGCUGACCAGCCUUGUGUGUAUCCUGGACCGGCCUGAAGCAGACUGCAUGGUGGUGUGCAAGUGUCUGCAGCUGAUCGCUACCCUAAUGAGGAAGUCCCCAGCAGCAGCAGACUGGGUUUUAUCCCACCCAGCGACCCACGCUGGUGAAGCAACCCAUGCUGGGCUGUCUGCAGUUCUGCAGCGGCGCCUGUGCGACCCACGCUGGGAGAUCUGCGAUUCUGUGUUCGAGUUCCUGACAGCUGUGAUGGAAGGCAAAAAAGACAACGGCCUGAUUGCAUCCUGGCUGGUGCAGGCUGGUUUCCAUGGCAACAUCUGGGACUGUGUUCAGAGUGGUUCUGGCUACACUCAGGCCUCCGCACUGGCAGCACUUGCACGAUGCCCCCUCACAGCUACAGCACCCGUACAAGGCCCCCUCACAGCUACAGCACCCGUACAAGGCCCCCUCACAGCUACACCCACCUCAGCGCCCGCACGGAGCCCCAACAUAUCUACUGUGUUGGACGCUCUGCUGAGCAAUGCACAUAUCAGUCAGGAAGAGCUGCUGGACACCUUGGUGCAGAUCGUUGGCUCUGAUGUGGACACCGCCGUGAGAACAGCCGCCAUCGGGUGCCUGUCCUUGUGGGUGCAGGAGUGUGAUGGGCUCAGACAGGCAAUCUUCACAUCCUCCAAUGAACAACAACAACAACAACAAAAGGAAGAGCAACAAAAACAACAAAAUGAAGAGCAACAACAAAAUGAAGAGCAACAACAAAACCAACAGCAAAACCAGCAGCAACAACAGCAACAGCAACACCAGCAGCACCAAAACCAACAGCAACACCAGCAGCACCAAAACCAACAGCAACAACACAGUGCAGAGGCCCUCCAGCCCCACAGAGUAGCAGAAGCUAUUGUAGGUCAGGCGACCUAUGACCUGGUUGUGAACUGCACCAACAGGUCACCAGAGGUCAGACAGCUGCCAUUAGCUGCUGCCCAGAGUGAGCUGAUGACCAAUCACCAGCCCAGCCAAGUGUUGCAGAUCCUACAGGCUGUGACCAAGGACCUGGACUGGGAGGUGAAACUGGCAGCACUGGGUUUCUGGGAACACGUGAUUGCACUCUACCUUCCUGGGUAUGCAGCAGGAUCAGUGGUGCAGGGUUCUAAUCCAUGUAGCUCUGCAGCUGAAUCAGUGGUGCAGGGUUCUAAUCCAUGUAGCUCUGCAGCUGGAUCAGUGGUGCAGGGUUCUAAUCCAUGUAGCUCCGCAGCUGAAUCAGUGGUGCAGGGUUCUAAUCCAUGUAGCUCUGCAGAUGGAUCAAUGGUACAGGGUUCUAAUCCAUGUAGCUCUGCAGCUGAAUCAGUGGUGCAGGGUUCUAAUCCAUGUAGCUCUGCAGCUGAAUCAGUGGUGCAGGGUUCUAAUCCAUGUAGAUCUGCAGCUGGAUCAGUGGUGCAGGGUUCCAAUCCAUGUAGCUCUGCAGCAGGAUCAGUGGUGCAGGGUUCUAAUCCAUGUAGCUCUGCAGCUGAAUCAGUGGUGCAGGGUUCUAAUCCAUGUAGCUCUGCAGCAGGAUCAGUGGUGCAGGGUUCCAAUCCAUGUAGCUCUGCAGCUGGAUCAAUGGUGCAGGGUUCUCCACCACAAGGCCCUGAUGUUCAAAGCCUCAGACAUGAGGCCGUUGAUGCGGAAGUGAGACUUGCCCUGAAGAAGCUGUCCUCUCACGGCUGCCUGCAGCUGCUGGUGGAGGCUGCGGAUGACUACGACAGGCAAGUAGCACAGAAGGCCUGCAGGAUGCUGACUCAGCUGAAAGCAGUGGUUUCUCACCAACAUCUGGAAGAACAGGAACAUUUCCUUACGUACCUCAGGGAGACAGAUUUUGAGGAGAUUCUUGCACAGGAAACGGGAGGAGACAGCUUGCAGUCUUUGUUGGAGGACAUCUUGUCUGGAGCCAGGCGGAGAGAAGGCAACCAGAAGGACUGCUAUGAUGACUAA
Messenger RNA from Branchiostoma floridae (Florida lancelet), 3047 nucleotides. RefSeq lists its product as uncharacterized. The record is from RefSeq and is a predicted model, not a curated record. The coding region runs from base 228 to 3047 and encodes 939 amino acids. NCBI's taxonomy places the organism in Eukaryota, Metazoa, Chordata, Leptocardii, Amphioxiformes, Branchiostomatidae. Gene Ontology annotation, cellular component: nucleus. Gene Ontology annotation, biological process: positive regulation of protein phosphorylation; DNA damage response; cell population proliferation. The transcript is spliced from 10 exons.